ACCGUGUCUGCUGCUUCAGCAAGCUCACAUGCCUUUAGACAGGAUACAGCAACAAUCUCAGUGUUUUCCAUUCUAAAAACCCCUUUUUCUCUCUAGAUUGACGUGUUACUAUUGAAAUAGCAGACAUGACAGUGACAGUGUACAUGGCCAGUGUGAGCGGCUCUUUGGAGUUGAAGAAAAAUCAAGAAAGGAUCUUUUCUAUCCUGACUUCGAAGAAGAUUCCCUUCAAAACUGUGGAUAUUACUCAAAACACUGACGACAAGGAUUUAAUGAGGAAGAUGGCAGGGAAUGCAAAAGCACUUCCCCCACAAAUAUUCAACGGAGAUGUUUACUGUGGAGACUUUGCUGCAUUCGAGAACGCAAUUGAGAUGGAGCAACUAGAAAAGUUCCUCAAGCUGUAAAGGAUAUAAAAAGCAACAAUAUGGGAUUCUCGGGCAUGUCUUUGUCAAAUUAGCUGCACAAACAAUUGUGAAAGAACAUGGUUUUACUUCUUAUGUGUUAAAAUAUGCUUUAUUGCUUCAAAACACUGCAAAUAAGUGUUUGCCAUAAGGUUUGAAUGGAAAGUAUCUGUGGGUCUUGUAGCAGCACAUUUUGGAUGUUUGUAAAACUCAAAUAAAAUGGCUUUAAACUUUUCAA
Messenger RNA from Fundulus heteroclitus (mummichog), 636 nucleotides. RefSeq names its product GRX_SH3BGR domain-containing protein. Gene Ontology annotation, cellular component: cytoplasm. The transcript has 3 exons. Bases 126 to 401 code for a protein of 91 amino acids. The record is from RefSeq and is a predicted model, not a curated record. Lineage: Eukaryota; Metazoa; Chordata; Actinopteri; Cyprinodontiformes; Fundulidae.